Molecule: messenger RNA, 1802 nt
Organism: Arachis stenosperma
Lineage: Eukaryota; Viridiplantae; Streptophyta; Magnoliopsida; Fabales; Fabaceae
Product: phosphoribosylglycinamide formyltransferase, chloroplastic-like
Exons: 7
Coding region: 630-1508 (292 amino acids)
Biological process (GO): 'de novo' IMP biosynthetic process
Cellular component (GO): chloroplast; cytoplasm
Molecular function (GO): phosphoribosylglycinamide formyltransferase activity
Source: RefSeq, a predicted model, not a curated record
CGCCCUCACCUCUCUACCUUACUCACCGCACGGUAACUGCCGAACACAACGGCAGCCAACAACGGAGGUCGUCACUCGUCACUCGUCACUCGUCACUCUCCUCCCCAGCUCCUCUGUUUUGUCCCCGCGCCGUCAGUGUUUGGUGCCUCUGCUUCCUCCGCUCCUGUGCUCGCCUCUGACUCCUCUGUCUGUGUUGUCCCGGCCGCCUUGGCUUCGCAGUGCCUCGCCUGUCUCUGCUUUCCCGUCGUCAUUGUGUUGGCUCCUCUUCGAAGCUCUGCUCUCUCUCGCAGGCGGCUUGCUCUGCAACGGUGCAACACUGCAACGACCCCAAGUUCUUUCUGCUUCUGCUGUAGGCUUCGGAGGCUUUUGGUGAAAAGCCUGAAAAGGUUUUCCGGUUUAGGGUUUUGUGCUGUUGGAAUAAGAUAGGUGUUGUAGGAGAAAACCCAAUUAAAACAAAAUUGCCAUACAUGUAAUGCAGUCUUGUGCGAUGUGUGUCAUCUGAUCAUCUCCUCAAACGCUAAACGCCACCGUUUUUGCCUUCCCACCUGACUCCAACAAAAGCUCCUCCUCACACAAAGAAUUGAACAUUUUCCUAUUUUUUCCUUUCCUUUUUGGAAGAUACAAUUCCCAUGGAAGCUCAAAAAAUCCUCUCUAGGUUUUGCCCCAAAACCCCGUCACUCCUGCUACCCUCUCAUAAAAAGCUUCAUACUUUACCUUAUGUUGGGCCCAAGAACCUUGGGAUUCUGAGAUUGGGGUGCAGUUACACUGAGGGAAAGAAGAAGAGGGUCUUUUGUGUGAGGAGGACGGUAGAAGAAGAAGAAGCAAAGGAGGUGAAAGUUGGGGCCACUGUGCCGGUGAGGAGGAAGAAGCUGGCAGUUUUCGUGUCUGGUGGAGGGUCCAACUUCAAGUCCAUUCAUGAGGCUUCGUUGAAGGGUUCACUCCAUGGUGAUGUUCUUGUUUUGGUCACAAAUAAACCUGAUUGUGGAGGUGCUGAGUAUGCAAGAAAUAAUGGUAUCCCAGUUGUUGUGUUCCCUAAAGUAAAGGAUGGAUCCGAUGGGCUAUCUCCAAGUGAGCUUGUUGACACACUAAGGAGUUUCCAACUUGAUUUUAUUCUUUUAGCUGGAUUCCUCAAACUUAUACCAGUUGAAUUGAUUCGGGCUUAUGAAAAGUCCAUAUUAAAUAUUCAUCCAUCACUUCUUCCAGCUUUUGGAGGCAAAGGAUACUAUGGUAUGAAGGUGCACAAAGCAGUAAUUGCUUCGGGCGCAAGAUAUUCAGGUCCUACAAUUCAUUUCGUUGACGAACAUUAUGACACGGGGUGUAUCCUUGCUCAAUGUGCCAUCCCUGUACUGGCUAAUGACACUGCAGAGGAGUUGGCUUCCAGGGUUCUCAAGGAGGAACACCGGUUAUACGUGGAGGUGGUCGAAGCUUUGUGCGAAGAGCGUAUAGUUUGGAGGGAAGACGGUGUCCCUCUCAUCCGAAGCAAAGAUAACCCCAAUGAGUUCUGCUAAUUAUGGGGAUUUCGCUAUCUAUGGAACUUCAGAAAUACAUAAAUAAUUAGCUAAUCAAAGAAUUAAUAAAUGAGCAAUUAGGGGGGCGAUCCUUCAAGGGGUCCACAAACCCUUGAAGAAUAAUCUAAUAAUCUAAUUAGGAACUCACAAACAUCUCUUUUGAAUUGUAUAUAUAAACUUGUUAUAAUUUUUCUUUCCCAAUGGAUGAUGAGGGCUGAUGACUUCAUAUUUCAUAAUUUUGGACCCCUUUUACCCCAUACUAGAAACUUGGCAUCUCAUAUUCCCAUCUUAGUA